GUAGCUGCUGAUCCGAUUCCUCCUCCAGUGCCAGGAUGUUGUGUCCCAGUGUCUUCCAGCCGUCCCCCGUCACCAUGAGUCCGUCUAUCCUGGACGUGCACUGGCCCGUCCGCAGCCUGUGGCCCGAGACCCGGCCGCUCUUCUACCACAUGGAGCAGGAGAUGAUCCGCCACGUGCAGGAGAUGAGGCAGAGCAUGGAGUUCAUGGAGAUGCUGCACCAGAAGAUCUUCGAGGAGAUCGACCAGACCUCGCCGGCCUUCACAGGGAGCUUCAGGCCCAUCGCCUUCCAGGAGCUGGCGAGGGAUGGUGGCAGCUUCGCCCUCAGCCUGGACACGAAGGAGUUCUCCCCGGAGGAGCUGUCGGUCAAACAGGUGGGAAGGAAGCUGCGGGUGAGCGGCCGCACGGAGAAGAAGCAGGAGGACGAGAAGGGCUCUUACGCUUACCGGUGUCAGGAGUUCAGGCAAGAGUUCGACCUGCCAGACGGCGUCGAGCCCGAGGCCGUCACCUGCUCGCUGGUGGGGGGCCGGCUGCAGAUCCAGGCCCGCCGGGAGAGAGCGGUGCAUGAUGGGAAGGAGAGGGUUGUCCCCAUCAGCGUCGCCUCGGCCCCGGCCAUCACGUCCUCAGAGAACCAGAGCAGCCCAGUGGAGAAAAACUGAACUGAACACAGAGGGAAGCGUCCCGUCUGACAACGUCUCCGUAGUCUGCACUUUUAUUUUUAGUUAUUAACUAUUUAUAAUGAACGUAUUGUUCCAUGUAAUGUUUCAAAUUGAAAUUGUCUUUAUCACUCUU
Molecule: messenger RNA, 789 nt
Organism: Cottoperca gobio
Lineage: Eukaryota; Metazoa; Chordata; Actinopteri; Perciformes; Bovichtidae
Product: heat shock protein beta-11-like
Exons: 1
Coding region: 36-656 (206 amino acids)
Biological process (GO): response to heat; protein refolding
Cellular component (GO): cytoplasm; nucleus
Source: RefSeq, a predicted model, not a curated record